Molecule: messenger RNA, 1886 nt
Organism: Rhododendron vialii
Lineage: Eukaryota; Viridiplantae; Streptophyta; Magnoliopsida; Ericales; Ericaceae
Exons: 1
Coding region: 221-1696 (491 amino acids)
Molecular function (GO): glycosyltransferase activity
Source: RefSeq, a predicted model, not a curated record
AGAGAAGUUGGAAACUCCUUCCCCUUGUCUUAGGGUUUCCAUUAAUUCCUUUCCUCCAGCUCCCAGGUUUUGCCACUCUCUCCUCUCUCAUCAACUUACUCGCACCUCACCAAUUGUUCCAAAUUUCUGAUUAGAAGAAAUUUCUUCCUGCUGAAAUCUUAUUAUUGGGUGAUUUUCUCCUUCUACAUUGAAUCUGCAAUUUCCUUCCCUAGCAAUUCUGAUGAAUUCCCUGGAAAACCAAGUACCCCCUCAAACCCACCAUUUUUUCUCGAAAUUGAGAUACUUCUAUUUAUUUUCCAUACUAGUUGUAUUUCUGGCAAUCUUAUUCAGUUUCGCAAACACAGGCCAUUACAAAAUUCAACUUCUAAAGACAACUCACUCUAGCCAUUUUCACAAACUCCUAGGGUUUCUUCACUCAACCCCCAAAAUAAAACAAAACCCACAAACAAACCCUAAUCCCAAACCCCCUUACUGUGUCCUAUGGAUGGCCCCUUUUCUCUCUGGUGGUGGGUAUAGCUCAGAAGCUUGGUCUUAUAUCUUGGCCUUACAGUAUGGAAACCCUAGUUUUAGAAUGGGUAUUAACCAACAUGGUGAUCAGGAAAUUGUAGAGUUUUGGGAGGGUUUGCCAAUGGAAAUGAGGAAACUGGCUUUUGAGCUUCAUAGAACAGAAUGUGAAGUGGAAAACACCAUUGUGGUAUGCCACAGUGAGCCUGGUGCUUGGUACCCCCCUCUGUUUCAGACAGUCCCAUGCCCACCGACUGGUUACGGGCAUUUUAGGCACGUAAUUGGUCGGACCAUGUUUGAGACUGAUCGGUUGAAUAUUGAACACGUUAGGCGGUGUAAUCAAAUGGAUUCCGUUUGGGUUCCUACCAAUUUCCACGUAUCUGCAUUUGUAGACAGCGGGGUUGAUCCAUCGAAGGUUGUGAAAGUCAUUCAACCUGUCGAUGUGAAGUUCUUCGAUCCUGAUAAGUACAUGCCGCUGGAACUUUCCUCUAGAGGGAAACUAGUUUUGGGAUCAAAUUCAUUGAAGAGUUCCAAUUCCAAUACGAAGUUCGUGUUCUUGAGUAUUUUCAAGUGGGAAUACCGGAAGGGAUGGGAUGUGUUGUUGCUGGCAUACUUAAAGGAAUUCUCAUAUGGUGAUGGGGUUGUUUUAUACUUGUUGACGAAUCCGUACCAUUCUGAUAGGGAUUUUGGUGACAAGAUAGUGGAUUUUGUCGAGGAUUCCGAUUUGGUGAAACCGGUUGAUGGUUGGGCUCCAAUUUAUGUGAUAGACUCCCAUAUUCCUCAUGUUGAUCUACCUCGGUUAUACAAGGCUGCUGACGUGUUUGUUCUUCCCUCAAGAGGAGAAGGGUGGGGCCGCCCUAUUGUGGAGGCGAUGGCGAUGUCAUUGCCGGUUAUCACGACAAAUUGGUCUGGACCCACAGAGUACUUAACGGAGGAAAAUAGCUAUCCCUUGCCGGUAGAUGUGAUGAGCGAAGUAUUUGAAGGACCGUUUAAAGGGCAUUUAUGGGCUCAACCGUCUGUUGAUAGGCUUAGAGUUUUGAUGAGGCGUGUUGUGAGCACUCCUGAGGAAGCUAAAGCCAAAGGGAGGAGAGCGAGGGAGGACAUGAUCGGUAGAUUUUCUCCGGAGAUUGUUGCUGGGAUUGUGACUGAUCAUGUAUUGCAGAUACUCAACAAGACUGCCGGAAUUAUUUAGUUUUCACGUCCAGUAACUUGUUUUGAAAAAUCUUGUUUAGGCUGCUGGAGUUGGGGAGGAGUUGAUCACAAGUUUGUUUGUCAUUUGAAUUGCUGCACAGAAUAGCUUUUUUUGGGGGAUUGAGAGCCAGUGUGGUGAGUGAUUUGAUGAAAAACGGUAAGAAAUGGAAUGCAGCAGGAUUUCACAACUA